This is a messenger RNA of Lytechinus pictus (painted urchin), 4617 nucleotides long. Its product is annotated as phospholipase DDHD1-like. The record is from RefSeq and is a predicted model, not a curated record. Gene Ontology annotation, cellular component: cytoplasm. NCBI's taxonomy places the organism in Eukaryota, Metazoa, Echinodermata, Echinoidea, Temnopleuroida, Toxopneustidae. The transcript has 12 exons. Gene Ontology annotation, molecular function: metal ion binding; glycerophospholipase activity. Bases 312 to 2534 code for a protein of 740 amino acids.
AGCGCCAGCGGCCGCGACGUACCGGUAAGGUACGUCACGUCACGAGUCGGGCCGGCACUGCUGUAUUUGUGUUCAUUUUCUCUUCAAAAUAAUAUUAAAUAACAGAUUUCAUUCCAACUUAUUUUAGACUAGAAGUGAAAGUUGGACACUUACCGUACCGGUACGUACACUGUUAAAAGUGUUAGCAGAGCCCGUACCGGUACCAGAACCAGAGAACCCAGAGAUCAGACGUAGCCAAGAUUACAAGAUAAAGAAUUGUACAGUGUACCGUAGUCCCAUAUGGUCUAGAGAUUCCACCUCAUUAUACAAUCAUGCAGUAUCCAACACCAGGAGACAACUUCCCUGACUACACUUCAUCUGAUUGGGAAGGAAGGUCAUCCGAUGCUGCUGACACGAGCAAUGAUAGCAACCUUGGCUUUGGGAUAGACCUUGACAACUCUGGUGUGACCUUCAAAAUAACAUCUGAUGGCCCAACUGACAAUAGAGAUGAAGACAUGCCUGCUAAGCCUCUGCAGAGGCCUAAGCCUCCCAGACCCCCACCUCCGCGUAAACCCAGACUGGAUCCAUCCUCAUCAAAGAUGGAGAAAGUAUCCGACCUUGUGGUGCAGAAAGUUCGCUGGUUGUACAGAGAAGAGAAAAAAUGGGUUCCUUUCAUUGGUUAUGACUCGUGCCAGAUGGAAUGGAAGUACAGGCAGGCUAAGCAACAAUUGAAGCAGAAUGAAGAGGGAAUGGAUGUUGAUAUUGAGACUGUUGCUGUCAGAGGGGGACUCUAUGAAGUGGACGUAGUGAGGAGAAAAUGUCAUGCUAUCUACUGGUCUGAUGACACAGUGGAUGUGAUGAGGGGAACAUGGUUUUAUUCUAGUGGCACAGAACCCAUUGAAGAAGGAAUGGCUAAUGAUAUUGAGAAGGAACACCUUGACUUGUUUUCUAGAGAUGACCCUCCUGAGCCCCCUCCCCAACCAACCAAAGGAACUCAGAAAGCAAUGCAUGAAUUGUGUUUCAAAGACUGUCACGUUGACUGGUACUCCAAAGAUGCUGUAUAUUUCUAUAGUAACUCUACAAGUUCGAGAAUCGCAAGGUCCAUAGGAAACACGCUUGGAUUUUCUAAAGCAUCUACAAGUGGGUAUAAGUUAAUGCGUGGAUACCCAUCCCCAGCCAGCCUUGAUGACAAGCCCCCUCCCAUCUCUCAUCUUGUCUUUGUUGUCCAUGGAGUAGGGUAUGUGACAGACAAGAAAGCCAUCAUAAAGAACUGCUCAGACCUUAGAAAAUCAGCAACCAAAGCCAUAGGAAAACACCUGCCGGACCUGAUCUCCCCUGCAUCUACCCAUCGUGUGGAGUUCCUACCAGUAGAAUGGAGAUCAAGCCUAAGGCUUGAUAAUGGUAUGGUCUCAGCUAUUACCCCUCACAAGGUGAAAGGCCUCAGGAUUGUGCUCAACAGUACAGGCAUGGAUGUGCUUUAUUACUCUAGCCCCCUCUACAGAUCAGAAAUCAUACAGUGUGUGCAGGCAGAGGUGAACAAUCUGUACGAGAGAUUCCGGCAGCGUAAUGAGGGGUUUGAGCCUAACGGGGGCAAGGUGUCCAUAUUCUCUCACUCCUUAGGAAGUGUCAUCAUGUAUGACAUCAUCACUGGCUGGAAUCCCAUCCACCUCUACGAUCAGUACCUAUCACACGAGCAGAGUCCACACCCAGACCUUAGUGCGAUGUCUCCUGAUCAUCACGAUCUAGUGGAAGAACUUCAUCAAGCUAGAAUAAGAGUAUCCAGUCUAGAGAAGCAGCUUCUUGCUACGAACCAGAUUGCUGCAGCUAUCAAUAGACCAAAGCUUAACUUCAAGGUGGAGAAUUACUUCUGUGUGGGUUCUCCCUUAGCUGUGUUUCUUGCCUUACGUGGAGUGCGCCCCCAAGGGAAUGGAUCAAUCUCUCACAUCAUACCUAAAGCUGUGUGCAGUAGACUAUUUAACCUAUACUACCCAAGUGACCCUGUGGCAUACAGGCUGGAGCCUCUGAUACUGCGUCACUACAGCACAAUCUGCCCUCUUCAGAUCCAUCGCUUUGAGGGUAAGCAGGUACCCUACCACACUCUUAAAACCACUGCCCUGCCAGUAGCUCUUAAAACAAGUGAAGAGAUGAAAGGCAUUCAAGAAUCAGAUGCUGAGACAUCAGAAGAGAGGACUUCACCAGGAUCUUCUACUUCAUCCUCACCACAACAUCUACCAAAGGGGCAAACUGGAGCUUUUACUGGAAUGAAAGCUUGGUUCUCAAAGACGUCUGAGAAGUCUCCUGAGCUAGAGGCCCUGGAAGACAUGGAGAGAGCUAUACUAAGGAUAGAAAACAUGGCAGAUACCAAUGAGAAGGUGGAAGAGGAUGAAAUGGAGAGUGUGGAAUUGGAGCACAGAGUUGAUUUUGAAUUAAAAGAGAGUAACUUAGGAAGUUCCUAUCUUUCAGCACUCACCUCUCACACAUCAUACUGGACUGCAACUGAUGUGGGUCUCUUCGUUGUCUCUCAAUUAUUCCCGGAUUAUGCCUACUCAGAGUAGACAUGUAAGCAUUGCUGAGUCAAUUGGUCAGACCAACCAUGAGGAGUUUUUUACUUUGUUUCACUCUGGCAGGAUUUGAAGUCCAUAGCAGUGGUGACAGCAGUCAAUAUUCAAUGGUCAAUAUUUCAAUAUGAAGAAAAUGAUACCAAUUAUAAUAUGAUAUCAAAGUACAGUUGAGUAUAUGCACAUACUAACUGCGCUAUAUAAAAUGGACUCAUUAUUAUCAUUAUAAAAAAGAUGUGUACUUCAAACUGAAAUUUCUUCUUUGCGCAAUUAAGAAAUUAAAGUUAUAACCUCAUGAGAUUUUAACAUUUGCAUGGCUGAAGACUUCUCCAGACUCCAACUGUGUUGUCUGGUCAGAGAUGAGGUUGUAUCUCUAGCAAUUUGACAGUCCAAGAGAAAGUGAUGAUACAUUGCAAGUAUAUGUAUUUGAUGUUUUCUCGCAAAGUACUCUUGGACUGUUAAUCUGUCAGUGGAGAUUGAAUAAGACAAAUUUUCUUGAUUGUGUGAAAUUAAAAUCUGCCUUUAGAAUUAAGGCAAUGAGAUGAGCUUCUUUAAGGGUUUGUAUAUUGUGCAAUAAUUUAUUCAACAAUUUGAAAUAUUGAAGUUGAUUGUAGGCUUGAUAAUCCUUUACCUUUGUUUAUCCAAUUGGUGGUAAGAUUUUGCAAUGAUGAGCUUGAUCAGAAAUAUUUCACUGCUGCAAAAAAUGUCUGAGAUUGAACAAUUUCUUGUACUUUUAAUUACAUCAGUAGGAGCUCAGUAAUCAGUUUUGAUGGGGGAACAUAGAGAAGAAGUAACAGAGAUAGAGUAACAUAAUGCAUUGACUUUAUCUUAAGAGAGACCCGACCCGACAGCUUUUACAAUUCAUUUAGUGUAUUGCAGAAUGGGACAGUCUGGAGAAGUAUGGUCAUGAUUCUGAUGUUGGCUUAUGUCAGUCAGAUCCAUGACACUCAAAUUAGUUGCUUGUAGUAGUUAAAGUAGUACUACAUAGCAUGACUAGGUUAAAAAUGUUUCAAUAUGAAUUUUCAAAUGCAUUGCCUUUUUAGUUCAUUAGAUUGCAGUCUAAAUUAUCAUGUCAAACAAUGUGUGUGUAUGUUUAGCAGCAUUCAUAACAAACAUCAACAGUAUUUGCAUUAGGCAGAACAAGAGCUUUAACCCUGAUUCUCCCUGGGGGGGGGCCAUAAUGGUCCCCCCCUCCACAAUUUUCGACAAUUUGCUGCGCAAAAUUUUUUGACCUCGCCGCUCACUGACUUUUUACUUUCAAGUCUCGCGCAAAUUUUGAGACCAAAUUUGUGACGCCUGGGUACGCGGUUACGACAUUACGCAACAUUAUGUAAGUGCAUGUCAGACCCCAAAUUGCUCAUAAACGUGAUUUCAUGUACAAAUCCAAUGCAGAUUGUGUAUUAGCCAAAAUUCAUAAAUGUAUCAUUAUUUCUACUUUUGCUGAUUAAACUUAAUUAAUUUUGCCUCGUUUAUGAUCAGAAUUAAGUCUGGAACGAUUUCUAUCGAAAAAACUAUUUAAAAAAAAGUAAAACAACAAAGAAAUACAUAAGAAAUUAAAAAAACAAUAAAAUACCUAAGAAAUCGGUCUUGGUUUUAGAAUUUUUUCCAUUCACAAUUGUUAGGAAUGCUAUAAAGAAUAUUUUCACCAAAAAAUAGCAUUCUAGGAGCUUUAUUUAGUGAAUCAGAGCAAAAGUAUGAUUUCAUGAAUAAAUUAGCAUAAUUAAUUCAUAUAAAAUAAAAAUAUAUGAAUUCAGCGAAAUUUACCAAUGCAACUGCGUAGAUUACGUCAUUCUCUACCAUCAUGCAAAUUUUUGUUGUGAUCCCCCCCGGGAAUGACAAGAAUAAAAAUACCCCGGGAGAUUUAGGGUUAAAGAAAAGGAAUUUUAUUAAUUAUAUGAAAACUUGGGAAAUAGUUUUGUUUUUCUUUCAUGUUAGAUCAAAUGAUUUUUUUUUGACAGCUAUUGAACAAUGUUAAUUUUAAUUACCUGGAAUGAAAAAAAAUGGCAUGGAAAUUGUAUCCUUUUCAUAAGGAUUAAUCUCAUCUUCAAAUGUAAAACUUAUUGAGCAUGUAUAGAAUCAU